CUUUCCUAUUCUGUACAUCGGCUGUGCCCGUCCAGUUGUGGCCCAAAUACUCACCAAGAUGUCCACCUCCAAACUGAAACGCAAGGUUCCCCCCGGCGCUUCGGAGCGGCCGGUGAAGAAAUUUGGAGGCGGUAAUUCUACCGCCUUCACCGAUGACCUAAAACUGAAGGCGUCAUCACGAUCAAGGAGAAAAGAGCAGGCCGACCCAGCGUUGAGAAGGAAGAAGCUUCCAGUCACUGCUUCGCUGGGGGAUCAGAACGCGUUCGAUGACCAGGAUGACUCUUCUUCAGGUCAAGAGGAUUUUUUCCCACUCGAAGCGGCCGAGGGUGAUGACCCACCUAAGGCAGACGAGGAUCCUAUGGAAGUAGACUCCGGGACCGUAGGCUCCGGGACCGCACGGAAGGGUAGUCAUUAUGAAUACCACCAAACGCAGAAAUUAUUAGCUCGAGAGCGACAAGCUUCCAAACCUAACGCCGAACUGCUUGCCAAAGCUAAAUCACUAUGGUCACUCGCUCAUAGGAGGGACAUCUCCAGAACCGAACGGCAGAAAUAUAUUAACGACCUUAUGGCGGCCAUUCGUGGCAAGGUGCAAGAGGUUGUCUUCAAGCACGACGCAAGCCGGGUGAUCCAAACUGUCGUAAAGUACGGAAAUUCGUCACAAAGAGAAGAGAUCGCCUCGGAGCUGAAAGGACAGUUCCGAGUAUUGGUUCAGAACAAGUACACUAAAUUUAUUGUCCUUAAACUAAUCCGGCACUGUUCUUCCCAGCGCGCGUCCAUCCUCUCCGAACUCAAUUCCAAUCUCAUUCGACUUCUCCUCCAUCGCGAAUCAUCUCAGAUCAUAUCUGAUGCCUAUGACCUAUACGCCAACUCCGCCCAACGAAAUCAAAUGAUGAGGAGUCUGUACGGAAAGGAAAUGGCCCUCUUCCAAGAUAGCGAGGCGCCAAAUAAUCUGAGAGGGAUGUUGGAAAAAUCCGACUCUGAAAAGCGGAAACGUAUAUUGGCGGCUCUGAAAGAGAAUUUGUUGACUGUAUUUGAUGCUUCAGAUAAGGGGGUAGUUGGGCAUGCCAUUGUCCAUCGAGCUCUUUGGGAGUACCUUCAAGCGAUCGAUGCGGACGGUGCCAUUGACGAAGGGGGGAAGGACCGUCGCCGUAAAGAAAUAUUCGAAAGCUGUCAGGAAUUAGUAGCCGAGAUGGUGCAUACAAAAGAUGGGAGUCGGGUGGUGAGAGAAUUUAUUGCAUGGGGAACGCCGAAGGAACGAAAACAAAUAGUUAAGGUGCUCAAGGAGUACGUUGUACGCAUAUGCGGCGACGAGGAAGCGCAGAAAGUGCUCUUUACCGCCUUCGACAUCAUAGACGACACUAAGCUUGUGAUCAAGUCCUUUGUGUCUCAGAUCAUCUCACACGCGUCAUCUUUUAUUCUUCCCUCAACUACAUCGCAAUCUUCGCUAGACUCGGAUCAAAACCUCGCUGCGACCCGUCGCGUCAUUCUUUACCUUCUCGUACCACGAUCUUCACGGUACUUCUUUCCUAGCAUGAAUGACAUACUUGCUGCAACGGAUGAAACCCGCUCCCUGACGUCGAAGAAAGAUGCGACUGCUCGAGCGAAAGAGAUCAGAGAAGCUUCUAGCGAUGGCCUCAUUCAAGUAGUCAUCGAUAAUGCUGAUGAUAUACUGAGAGACCCUGGGGCGAGUCUAGUGUUGCUCGAGAUAAUGUUGUGCGCUGAAGGAGAUAAGUCGAAGGCUACCGACGCAUUGAUUGAUCUUGUUUCUAAGCCUUACCCAACGCCGCCAUCGCUCCGCAAAGAGGGCGAAUUGACUCAUCUCGUUGACAUCCCCCACUCCUCACGGGUCCUGAAGAUCCUCAUCCAAGGCGGCCAUUUUAACAAAUCGGAAAACUGUGUCGUUCCUGCACCAUCUUGGGAUGCAUCUGUUUUCGCCAACAGAUUCGUGCAAUCAUGCAACAAGGAUGUCAAGGACGAGGAAACUGGGAAAGAAAUGAACCAGAUCGCAAGAAUGGCUGUCGGAAAUGGGGUGUUUGUGGUUACUGAGCUGAUUCGAUGCAUCCGCCAAGGAGGCAAUGAAGAUGCGAGAAAAAUAUUGACGGGUGUGUUCGGAGAUAGCUUUGUUCAAAUCGUGAAGUCAGGAUCGGGAGGAAGGGGUAGGGAAGCAUUAUUGCAAGAGGUGUCGGCACUUCGAAGUUGAGAGGCGUGUUGGUUGGCUGCUAUGCCAAAACAUUACUGCGGUUUCUAUAAAAGGUCGGGUCACCGUUUCAUUUAGGUCUCACUGAUCGAUAACGGAGUGUGCGCGCAAAGACGGACUCAAAGCCACUUCGCCAUGGGUGCGCAGUGGAUGAUAUGGCUGAGUGCACAUACGAAAGCAGUGGAUAAGUUACAGAGAAUAUACAGCAUUGCAAUAAUGCAAUAGCAUAAGCUAGCACAUCCUUAAUGCAUUCAUAAAUAUUCAUUAACGUGGGGUGAUGUAAUGGAUCGAGUUCG
Cantharellus anzutake is the source of this 2493-nucleotide messenger RNA. Its product is annotated as armadillo-type protein. Gene Ontology annotation, biological process: regulation of translation. The record is from RefSeq and is a predicted model, not a curated record. Gene Ontology annotation, molecular function: mRNA binding. Bases 59 to 2200 code for a protein of 713 amino acids. NCBI's taxonomy places the organism in Eukaryota, Fungi, Basidiomycota, Agaricomycetes, Cantharellales, Hydnaceae. Gene Ontology annotation, cellular component: nucleolus. The transcript has 10 exons.